AUGGAAGGUCAUACUCAUUCUUGGAGACUGCCGUUGCCAACCCCAAGGCGUCCCUUGCACCAGAGGGCAGACUCCAGCUCCUCUGCAGACUCGCAGUCGUCCAACGCCUCACAUAAAUCCCACGGUUCAGAGGACCAGUUCAUAUUGUCUCCAACUCAGACGCCUGCACACGAGAACGCCCCGGCUCGAGUCAUGAUUCCGCGGUUUGCAACAGAUCCCACCGCAGCGAGGAAUGGUCUCCUCCUGGGGAAAGUCGAAGUUAACACUCGCGCUCAAGACUCGGGAACUUAUCCAACAUCACCAAGCCGCCUGAAAGUUGGUCCGAGCAGCAACAUCAAGCCGAUUGCCAUUGAACUGCCUGGAGGGCGGAAGCCUGACACUACCUCUGCUGCGUCCGUCGCAUCCGCUUCCAUCCCCCCACCUCCUCUAUCGGCAAGAGGCGACGUUCCUGGAGGGUACUUUCCACUGCACGAAGACCCCGACUCCCGAGUCCAUAUCCCCCACCCGUUCCACCUCGACGCCGACAUGGCUCGGCGGGACUCUAUACGGCGGGCCGCCGAGUCGAGCAAAUCUGGAAUAGAUCCCCGGCCCCCACAUCCUCCUCCGAGCAAGCAAACAACUGCAUCGAUAUCUCUCGACGCCCACAUCUCUUCAUAUAUACCCAGUGGCCUCUAUGACGACGUAGCCCUCCCCAUGGGGAAGUACUACCCAUCUAACUGGGAAAGCCGACAUGGAAAAUCGCCACAGACCCGGCCCUCGGUCAUGGUGCAGCCUGCCGCGUCCACCAUGAGGUCCGAGCCACAGGUCCCCAAGUUUCAAGGCGACCAAACGCACCACCACCGGCCCGUGUCCGACGUCAAAAGGCGGCUGCUGCAAUACCAACGAGAUAUGGUCGCGCAGGCCGCCAAUGCGCUCAUCGCCAGCACCGGGUCUACCGGUUCGGCAACGGCAUCGUACCCGAGUGGAGUGCCGCUGCCGAAGGGCCAACUUGCUGCCACGUUUCUGAGGACGCACAAGCCGCCCUCGCCGCGGCUAGCGCCAGUUGGGAGCCCCGGCCCGGUGACGCCCAUGUCGCUGGAAGCGGACUCCUACCUGAGUCUUGGCCCGUCGUCGGUGGGCGGUGGGACGGACUCUGGCUUCCCGGGCUUGGAGGUGCGGGACGAGAGGAAGGCGGGCGGUAAGGGGAAGCACCGUCGGAAGGAUUCUCGGUCGUCACCCCUCGAUAUGAUUGCCGCGUCGGUUUGA
Messenger RNA from Chaetomium globosum CBS 148.51, 1245 nucleotides. RefSeq lists its product as uncharacterized. The record is from RefSeq and is a predicted model, not a curated record. NCBI's taxonomy places the organism in Eukaryota, Fungi, Ascomycota, Sordariomycetes, Sordariales, Chaetomiaceae. The coding region runs from base 1 to 1245 and encodes 414 amino acids. The transcript is spliced from 3 exons.